AUCGCGGGAGAUGCAGCUGGGGGAGGGGAGCGAGGGGCUCUGCGAAGACUCGCAGUCGCAGCGUCUCGGGAGGUAUGAGUAGGAGUCGGAUUUCGGGCAUGAAUGCUAAGCUGUUCAGUUCUGGGCUGUGCUAGCAGGACCAUUUAAAGAAAGAGCAAUGGCUUCAGCAGCAGCUUCUCACCUGAACUUGGAUGCCCUCCGUGAAGUGCUGGAAUGCCCCAUCUGUAUGGAAUCCUUCACAGAAGAGCAGCUGCGACCCAAGCUCUUGCACUGUGGCCACACCAUCUGCCGCCAGUGCCUGGAGAAGCUCCUGGCUAGUAGCAUCAAUGGGGUCCGCUGUCCCUUUUGCAGCAAGAUCACCCGCAUAACCAGCCUGACUCAGCUCACAGACAACCUGACAGUGCUGAAGAUCAUCGACACAGCUGGGCUCAGUGAGGCCGUGGGGCUGCUCAUGUGCCGGUCCUGUGGGCGGCGGCUGCCCCGGCAGUUCUGCAGGAGCUGUAGUUUGGUGUUGUGUGAGCCUUGCCGGGAGGCAGACCACCAACCUCCCAGCCAUUGUACACUCCCCGUCAAAGAGGCAGCUGAGGAGCGGCGUCGGGACUUUGGAGAAAAGUUGACUCGUCUGCGGGAGCUCAUGGGGGAGCUGCAGCGGCGGAAGGUAGCUUUGGAAGGUGUCUCCAAGGACCUUCAGGCCAGGUAUAAAGCAGUCCUCCAAGAGUACGGGCAUGAGGAGCGCAGGGUCCAGGAUGAGUUGGCUCGUUCUCGGAAGUUCUUCACAGGCUCUUUGGCUGAAGUUGAGAAGUGCAAUAGUCAAGUGGUAGAGGAGCAGAGUUACCUGCUUAACAUUGCAGAGGUGCAGGCUGUGUCUCGCUGUGACUACUUUCUGGCCAAGAUCAAGCAGGCCGAUGUAGCCCUACUGGAGGAGACAGCUGAUGAGGAGGAGCCAGAGCUCACUGCCAGCUUGCCCCGGGAGCUCACCCUGCAAGAUGUGGAGCUCCUUAAGGUAGGUCAUGUGGGCCCCCUCCAAAUUGGGCAAGCUGUAAAGAAGCCCCGGACAGUUAACAUGGAAGAUUCCUGGGCCAUGGAGGCUGCAGCCUCUGCUGCCUCUACCUCUGUCACAUUUAGAGAGAUGGACAUGAGCCCUGAAGAAGUGGUUGCAAGCCCCAGGGCCUCACCUGCUAAACAGCGGGGUUCUGAGGCAGCCACUAAUAUCCAACAGUGCCUCUUUCUCAAGAAGAUGGGGGCCAAAGGCAGCACUCCAGGCAUGUUCAAUCUUCCGGUCAGCCUCUACGUGACCAGUCAAGGUGAGGUGCUCGUUGCUGAUCGUGGCAACUACCGUAUACAAGUCUUCACUCGCAAAGGUUUUUUGAAAGAGAUACGCCGCAGCCCCAGUGGCAUUGAUAGCUUUGUGCUAAGCUUCCUUGGGGCUGAUUUGCCCAAUCUCACUCCUCUCUCUGUGGCCAUGAACUGCCAUGGUCUCAUUGGUGUGACUGACAGCUAUGACAACUCCCUCAAAGUAUAUACCUUGGAUGGCCACUGCGUGGCCUGUCACAGGAGCCAGCUGAGCAAACCAUGGGGCAUCACAGCCUUGCCAUCUGGCCAGUUCGUGGUAACGGAUGUGGAAGGUGGAAAGCUUUGGUGUUUUACUGUUGACCGAGGAGCAGGAGUGGUCAAAUACAGCUGCCUCUGCAGUGCUGUGAGGCCCAAGUUUGUCACCUGUGACGCUGAAGGCACCGUCUACUUCACCCAGGGCUUGGGCCUCAAUCUGGAAAAUAGGCAGAAUGAGCACCACUUGGAGGGUGGUUUCUCCAUUGGUUCGGUGGGCCCUGAUGGGCAGCUGGGUCGCCAGAUUAGCCACUUCUUCUCGGAGAACGAGGAUUUCCGCUGCAUCGCUGGCAUGUGUGUGGAUGCCCGUGGUGACCUCAUUGUGGCUGACAGCAGUCGCAAGGAAAUUCUCCAUUUUCCUAAGGGUGGGGGCUAUAGUGUCCUUAUUCGAGAAGGGCUCACUUGUCCAGUGGGCAUUGCCCUCACUCCUAAGGGACAAUUAUUGGUCUUGGACUGUUGGGAUCAUUGCAUCAAGAUCUACAGCUACCAUCUGAGAAGAUAUUCCACCCCUUAGAGGAUGAGAAAUGCCAGUUUAUUCUGCUUCCAGCCAACCUUCCUUCCCUUAGUCCUUGGUUGUUGGCAGUCUUAUAGAGUAGACUUGGCCUAUGUCCUGAUUCCAGCUGGGUUGUUCUAGCAUUUUAGAAUCUGUUUUUUAGUGUUUGUUAUUCCCCUCUCCACCCACUAUCCUACCCUUACCUGAAUUUAGAGCUUUAACAGACGCAUUACCCCAAAUAGAACACAUGAUGGUGUUAGCUGAUAUUUGAUUAGAAAUUAGGCAUUUUUAAGUACCAAGAACCACUUUAGGCUUCUGGCCCCUGUAUUUGAAAUUUGCCCCAUGUUGAAUCCUUGUUGAUUUCUUUGGGUUCGAUGUUCUUCCCUGAUCCAUUGUUUCCUUCCUAUUAUAAUGUGCUUUAUCUGUGAUACUUCCUCUUCAACUCUGGUUGCAUUCUGGGUGCAUGCUCCAGUGGGAUCUGCCCCACAUUUCAGUGACAUUUCAGACAUUGCAUCCCUGUAGCAUGGUGUUCCUGGUUUGAUCACCUUCAUCAGUGUGAAAGCAUAUUCAUUAAGUGCCACCAAGGGAGAGGUACACAAUCCCUUAGAGAAGCAGUACCUUUUGGCUGGGGAAUUUGUGUUGUCUCAGAUUGGUCUCCAUUGCAGAUGUGCCAGAGAAUGGAUUGACCCUAGUUGGUGUUGAAGACUUCAGCCUGGGAAUUGCUUGCCUUUUAAAGAGGCUAGCAAUAGUAAACAUAGUAAGAUAGGAAUAAGCAAACCGAAAUGCUAAUGUAGUCAGCAAACUUAAUAGCCUUUGGGGCUUACCAAUUUUUUUCUCUUUCUACUGAACUGUGCUGAGUUGUAUGAGAAACUACAACACAGGCCAGGGCCAACAAAACAGGGAGGUGGACACAUCCGUCUUCAUUAUGAAAACAAACAACAGAACUGUUGGGUGGUUACUCUGUAUUUUUCUCCAGUGAGUGUAUACUGUUUGACUUCAGGAUUUAUUUUCAUUCUUCUAUCAGGCAUUAAAUGAUAACUUUCUUCAUCACCGUUG
Molecule: messenger RNA, 3154 nt
Organism: Sciurus carolinensis (gray squirrel)
Lineage: Eukaryota; Metazoa; Chordata; Mammalia; Rodentia; Sciuridae
Gene: Trim32
Product: tripartite motif containing 32
Exons: 2
Coding region: 158-2119 (653 amino acids)
Molecular function (GO): protein binding; zinc ion binding
Source: RefSeq, a predicted model, not a curated record